GGUGGUAUUUGAAUUUACCCAAAAAAGAAAAGAAAAGAAAAGAAAAGCCCUAGUAGCGUGGGUUUCCCUCUUGCGUUGAAUUCAUGGCGGCGGCGGCGUUCCGGUGGGUGCUGCAGCUGCACAGGGACGUGCCGCGGGCCGCACGAUUCUACACGGAGGGCCUGGAUUUCACCGCCCACGUCUGCACCCUCCGCUGGGCCGAGCUCCAGUCCGGCCCACUCCAGCUCGCCCUCCUGCACUCCCGCAAUAUUCCUGAAACCCAGAAAGGCUAUUCCUCCAUGCUGUCCUUCACCGUCGCCGACAUCAACAGCACGGUGGCCAAGUUAAUGGCGUUGGGAGCCGAGCUCGAUGGCCCCAUUAGAUACGAGAUUCACGGCAAGGUCGCGGCCCUCCGAUGCAUUGAUGGGCACAUGCUAGGUCUUUAUGAGCCUGCAUGAGCAAAUUAUAAGAAGAUUCCUGAUGCAACUUACCCGCUCAUCGUACCGCGAAAGAGAUGAUCUUCUGAGAAAUCUCCUCCUCCUCUUCGGAAACAGACAAUUGGCCUGUUUGACUCUGAUCUGAUCUUCACUUAUGUUUUGCCUUGUGAAGUUGUGAACUUGUGAUUGUCUCUUCUUGUCGUCAGCAGCAGCAACUGGGUGCUUAUUUUUCCUGCGAACUUAACUCUGCAGCAAACUUUUACCAGAAAAUAGCUAUAAGAUUCAAUCAGUAGCUACAACUUUCUUUUCUUUUUUUUUCAAUUUGGACUGAAGGAAGUACUAUUUGCGGAUUUGGAAUCUGAGA
Molecule: messenger RNA, 780 nt
Organism: Ananas comosus (pineapple)
Lineage: Eukaryota; Viridiplantae; Streptophyta; Magnoliopsida; Poales; Bromeliaceae
Exons: 3
Coding region: 84-437 (117 amino acids)
Source: RefSeq, a predicted model, not a curated record